Messenger RNA from Rhizoctonia solani, 1047 nucleotides. Its product is annotated as Retrotransposon-derived protein PEG10. The record is from RefSeq and is a predicted model, not a curated record. NCBI's taxonomy places the organism in Eukaryota, Fungi, Basidiomycota, Agaricomycetes, Cantharellales, Ceratobasidiaceae. The transcript is spliced from 3 exons. Bases 1 to 1047 code for a protein of 348 amino acids.
AUGGCAGACCCUAGAUCAUGCAAAUCAUCACUGGACUCACUGGCAUCAAGGCAGGCAUCCCCUCUUAUCACUCCAGCUAUGCUAGAAGGCCAUGCCAAUGCACCUACAAGUUGCAGAAGGGUUGCACUCCACCCAGAAAUCCUCUGGCAGCAAGAUGAUGCUACAAAACUCAAUCACCUGCACAGAUAUCUCAUAGGCAACAAUACCAGCAGCAGAUCUCAACCCCCAGUGCUCCACAGAUCACUGGAGAAGAAUACAGUGCAUCUUAUCAGAUGCCUAGAUGCCUGGAAACAAAUCAUGUUGCAGGAUGUUACACAAGCACACAGGCACAUGCCUCCCAGAAGAGUCUUCACAGUCAUAGACAACACCCUCAAGGCCCCUUCUGGCUCAGGCAGCUCAGGCAACAAGGACUUCUUAGUCCCUAUCAAGGAUGAGCCUGACCCAAAAGGGAAACAAAGGGUCAAAUUGGAGUCACCAGAACCACCUAGAACAACUUCAAACACUUCCUGGACAAUCCCACAUACCCAGGAACACCUUGACACCAACCCAGAGCAGCCAUUCAUCAGGCCAACAUCUUUAGAUCUCCCAAGCACAUCUCAAGCAGCAACAAGUAGCCCCCUAAGCAAAGGAUAUCUAUCAGCUCAACCAAGAGAAACAAAUGAAGGAAAGGAGGCAAGAACAUUGCACAACAUUGCUACCAUGAUGGGCAGAGCCUUAUCUGUCCCACUUCAGAGCCCCUUCAGGGGCUUCUUGUCCCAAACUCCUGGUCCAGCCCAAGUGAAAUCAAAGAUCCCUGCUCCUGAGAAGUAUGAUGGCAAGAAGGGCCCUGCAGUCAAAUCCUUUUUCCUGGAUUGCAAAACAUACUUCCUCAGCAAUGCUUCCUCCUUCCCUUCUGAUCACAGUUGCAUCUCCUUUGUCCUCAUGAACCUAAAAGAUGGACAACCCAAGAAGUGGGGGCAGAUCUAUCUAGAGAAGCUGCUGAAUGGCAAUAAUGAGCCAACCCUGGAAUCCUGGAAUAUAUUUGAAGGAGCAUUCUUGUGCAAGUAG